This is a messenger RNA of Telopea speciosissima, 1279 nucleotides long. RefSeq names its product vacuolar protein sorting-associated protein 26C-like. The transcript is spliced from 10 exons. The record is from RefSeq and is a predicted model, not a curated record. Gene Ontology annotation, cellular component: endosome. NCBI's taxonomy places the organism in Eukaryota, Viridiplantae, Streptophyta, Magnoliopsida, Proteales, Proteaceae. Gene Ontology annotation, biological process: intracellular protein transport. Bases 169 to 1143 code for a protein of 324 amino acids.
GGGCAUUUUCAUGACUAAGAAAACCUGCAAAAGCCAUGGCACAAAAUCGAUUAAAAUCACCUUCCUCGUUUGCUAAAAGUUUGCCUCUGUAGUUCGUUUCUACUGUUCACUCCCGUUCUAUAACCCCGACUCUCUUCACUUGUCGUCGUCGUCGUCGUCGUCGUCAUCAUGUCGAUUGAGCUUAAACUCUCUCGAUCAAACUCUAUCUAUCGCCCCUCUGAUCCACUUGAAGGCAAAAUCAUCACGAAUUUUCCUUCUUCGAUCUAUCACCAAGGAAUUCGCCUCAGUGCCACCGGAACCGUUAAUUUGCAGGUCCGUGGUGGAUCAGCGGGAGUAAUCGAGUCUUUCUAUGGCGUUGUAAAGCCCAUCUACAUCAUGAACAGAAUUGUUGAGGUUAGAUCUUCUGGGAAGCUAGCUUCAGGUGCAAUUGAGAUACCAUUCUCCAUUACUCUGAGACAGCAAGGACAAGAUAAUUCUGAACCAUUUUACGAGACAUUCCAUGGAGUGAAUAUCAGCAUCCAGUAUCUGAUUACUGUAGAUAUAAACAGAGGCUACUUACAUAAAUCGUUAUCUGCCACAAUGGAAUUCAUAAUUGAAAGUGAAAAGUGCAAUCUUAUUGAGGCACCUGUUUCUCCAGAAAUGGUUAUCUUUUAUAUAACUCAAGACACACAAAAACAUCCAAUACAUCCUGAACUGCAAUCAGGUGGAUUCCGGAUCACAGGGAAAAUCUCCACUCAAUGUUCUGUGUUGGAUCCUAUUAAUGGUGAGCUGACAGUAGAAGCAUCUGCAGUUCCUAUACGCUCAAUUGAUAUCCAUUUACUCCGAGUGGAAUCCGUUCUUGUGGGAGAGAUGGUUAUCACUGAGACCUCUAUAAUUCAGACCACUCAGAUAGCAGAUGGAGAUGUUUGUCAUAACAUGACUCUACCAAUCUAUGUUAUACUUCCACGUCUUUUAACUUGUCCAACAGUCUUAGCUGGUCCAUUUUCGAUUGAGUUUCAGGUAUCCAUCGUUAUCAGUUUCCGGUCAGAUCUAUCAAAACUGCACCCAAAUUCUGAUUCCAUAACUCCCAGGUUGUGGGUAAGUGUUAAUUAUGUACAGCAACCAUUUUACCUUUUCCUUGUUUUUGACAUUGCACCUCUCUGAUUUCAGCUUGCAAGGGAGACUGUAUCACUGGAGUUUGUCCGAACAAAGUGUGACUGGUUGUAGUGGUAUCUACCCAGUCAAAAUUUUUCUGUCAUAUAGUUGCACACUGCAGUGUAUGGGCCAUUUUACUUUGGAU